Messenger RNA from Penaeus vannamei (Pacific white shrimp), 5358 nucleotides. RefSeq names its product trailer hitch (gene tral). The record is from RefSeq and is a predicted model, not a curated record. NCBI's taxonomy places the organism in Eukaryota, Metazoa, Arthropoda, Malacostraca, Decapoda, Penaeidae. Gene Ontology annotation, cellular component: P-body. Gene Ontology annotation, biological process: P-body assembly; cytoplasmic stress granule assembly. Gene Ontology annotation, molecular function: mRNA binding.
CGGUGCUUGACCUGUGACGUCACAUACCGGUAACCUUCGUCGAACACAAUGACUGAGAGGCGGUUCAAAUCCUAGCAAAUAUCGUUAGCCAUCGGUGAUAGAAAUUGUUAAAAGAGUGAUCAUCCACCAUGAGUGGGCCCGUACCCUUCUUGGGUAGUAAAAUCAGCCUUAUAUCUAAAUCUGAAAUCCGAUAUGAAGGGAUUUUGUACACCAUCGACGCUCAGGAGUCGAUUAUUGCUCUGGCGAAGGUCCGGUCCUUUGGCACAGAGGACCGGCCAACGGAGAUGCCAGUUGCUGCCCGGGAUGAAGUGUAUGAAUACAUUAUCUUCAGAGGCACAGACAUCAAAAAGAUAGAAGUCUGUGACACACCAAAGCAGCCAACUUUACCUGGAGGACUACAUAAUGAUCCCGCUAUUGUCCAGCACUCUGCUCCAGCAGUCCCAUCAUCCUUCCAAGCGGCUCCCUUUUCUCGACAGUCUCUAGGUCCCAUUGGCGGAGGCCUAGGCUUGUCAUAUGGUGCAUAUGGACAGUCAAUGACCCAGCAGGGUCUCCCAGGGACAGGUGGUUUUCCAAUGGGUUCUACAUCCCAGCCCAGUCUUCUCUCAGACAUCCUAGUAGGCUCACGUUCAUCCACGCCAACUGCUCGAAAGUCCCCAGUCUCUGAUGCUGGAGUGCAAGUCUCGCCUCCCCCUUCAAGGGAAGAGAAGAAGAAAUCUCCCCAACAGCAGAGACAAUCACAACAGGAAAGUAGACCCCAGCGCAAUGGCAACCAGAGUGGGCAAGGGCGUCGCAACCAGCAGCAGGCACAACAGCAGCAGCCACAGCAACAGCAGCAACAGUCUCAGCAGAAUCACCAUCCUAACCAACAACAACAGUACCACAAUAAUUACCAGUACCAUCAGUACCAAGGCAGAGGUGGUAUGGGACGUGGCCGUGGUAUGAGAAGACCUGGUGGACAACGAGGCAGAGGGCAGAUUUUCAAUCAGGGCAAUAGGCAGCGCCAGAUCCAGGAUCAGCAGUUGUUCGAGAAGGAUUAUGAUUUUGAGCAAGCUAAUGAGGAAUUUGAGGAGUUGAAGAAUCAGCUGGCAAAGACGAAGAUUACCGAAAAUGGUGAAAAGAAGGAUGACUCGGGGCAUGAGACUGCUGGUGGAGAGGAUGUUGAAGAUCCAACUUGCUACGACAAGGCAAAAUCUUUCUUUGACAGGAUUUCUUGUGAAUCUAUUGAGCGUAGUAAAGGAAAGAGCCAACGUCCAGACUGGAGACUUGAACGAAAAAUCAACGUAGAGACCUUUGGUGUAAGUUCAGCCAGGAGAGGAUUUUAUCCCCGUGGAAGAGGUUAUUACCGUGGUGGCUAUUACCGAAACUAUAACUAUAACCAAGGAUACUACAGGGGUGGAGGUGGUGGUGGCAGCUACCGCGGUGGACGAGGAGGCACCAGAGGUAAUGCAAGCAGUGUCAAUGGUAUGUCGCAACGAGGAACUGGCAGCAGCAAUGGUGGUGGAAGCGCAUAUGUGCCAGCUGUCAGGAAUUCUACACCGAACAAGUAGCCUUUCAAAGCUGGAAGUGAAGUCUGCACCAAGAGCAAUGAAACAGGGUUUGCUACAUCUGAAUAAUAGUUAUACUUAAUAAGGAAUGUGUUGAUUGAAAAAAUUGUGCCUAGUUAAAAGAAAUGAUUAAGCUUUAAUUGAUAUUGAAGGUUUCCUUAUUGGUGUUUUGAGUCUGUGGAUGAAAUUUGAACUAGGUGUAAUUGUGAAUUAGGAUAUAGAUGGUGCAGCAUAAUUACAGAUGUAGAAUUGACUCAUUCUAACUGUUGUUAGAAUAUAUUUAAUUACAAAUAUUUUGGUUAUGAAGAAAAAUAUUAUGUUCAAGUAUUUGACCUACAGGAAGUUUCCUUUUAGAAUUUAGUAAAUGCUGGAAUGUUAUCUGGUUAACAGAUAAACAAAACAAAAAAAAAAAUGAGUAAAAGAAAAGGUUUUUGUAGAGAAGAUAAGACCUGUUCAAAUGAUGGCUAGAUGUGACUGGAUAGAAAGGCAUGGAAUGACUUAAAGAGCAGAUUCUGUUGGAAUGUUUAAAGGAAUGUGGAUUGGAAGAGAUAGGACAAGGGAGUGCAAUGGAUAAGUUAGUGAAUUGAUGGUACAUUGAACAGGAACCUUUUACAGGUGAUAAAGGGUAUUCUUUAAUCCAGCAACAGCAGCAGCAUUUUUGUAGUCUUCUGUAGGUGCAAGGAACUAGGUUGGUCCAUCCAGUAGCCUGUGCCAUAAGGCGGCUGGAAUUUGUCUUGAAAGUUCCUUUUUGUAUGGCAAGAGGUAUAUAUACAUCAAUGAACUGUACAAAUAUGGUCCUCAAAACUAUAUAAACUUGAUUUAAACUCCAAAUAAAGGAACCUGCCAGCUUCUUAAAUACCUUAAUUGGUAUUGGGUGCAAAGAGGGACAAUAUAGAAUAAUGCAAACCAUUUUUCACAUUUGUUGCAAAAAUAUCAGUUUCUUAUACGAAAGCUCCACAUGUAGAAAUGUUGGAGUUGGACAAAAAUCUUUAUUUUGUUUUAUGUACAUUUUUAUUUUUGGAAAGGAGCUGUCCUCUUAACACUUCUGAAUGUAAAGGAUAAUUUAGAAACGAUUGCCCCUUAUUUUGGGCAGACUUGUAAACACUUGCCCAAAGAGGCCAGCUCACAAGGUCAUCAAAAAUUCUACAUUUUUGCGUAGAAUAUGAAAGUAGCAGUGUGAAGUCUUAGCUCUGCAUUAAUUUUUGAUGUAGAGUAGAGAGUGGAGACAACACCAUUCGGGCUACCAAAAGCCUGCCACAUUACUGCCCCUGCUUGACAUUAUUGGCAGUAUCAGGCAGCAUUGGCUCAGCAUUGCAGGGGCAGCCAGCCAGUGGAAGCCACCAUCGUCCACAGUAAUGCAUUGUGGAGGUCAUCAUCCACAACGAAAAUGUGCUUUGAACAUCUAUUUUUACAAUAAACAGUAAAGCACAUGUGUGUCUUAUUGAUUAAUCCACUCAGGUGGCACAUUUUGAAUAUUGUUCAUGGUUUAUUUAUCAGAUGGUUUUCUUUGAAGAAAAGUGCUUACAAAAAUAGAAAGUAACCUUUCUUGUAAACGUCCUUGUAAAUUAACUGCCAGCCUAGAAAAUGUUAAAAAUUCUGCAGUCCUAAAUAAUCGUGCUACAUAGAAUGACAAGGCACUUGCUUUCGGAAAGCAAGACUCCAUGCCAUUGUGCAAUAUUAUAUUCAGUGUUCUUUAUGAAAGUUUAUUAAUAUUGUGAUCAAGGGUUACUGAAGAUACCCUGGAGUAUAAAAUGUAUAAAGUUUUAAUUUAAAAAUUGUACCAGUUAACAGCAAGGUCAUGUAGUAUGAAUCUACUUAAAUAUUUUGAUAAUGUUGGCUCGAGGCCUACGACAGGACGCAGUGCGAUGCAAGAAAACCAUUCAAAUUGCAAUGCAAGGUCUGAGUAAGUGGUCAUUGAAACAGGAAAUCUUUAAAGCCAGGACAUUUUGGGAUGAAUAGAAGCAAGGGACCUUUUUCUCCUGACCCCAACUAAGAGGGUUGUACAACAUUCAGACGAAACGGAUCACAGAAAAGUAGCAGUAUAUAAAAAUCCUCAUCGAUCUGUAAAGACCAUUACUGCAAAAUUAAGGUUGUACUUAAAAUUUAUCUUUCCAUGUAGGUGAAGAGCAGUGCUUUUGUAAUUCAGGUACUUAAGGACGAAAUGCACGAAAGAAACCGUGAUAAAUGAAGAUGAGGGAGAGAACAAAAAAAUACGUGUAGGGAUUUUGGUGCAAAAUUAAAUGGAAUAGAAAUAUAAAAAUAGAUUUUUUAUAAGAAGUAAUGUAACAUUUAAGUUAGUAAGCCUGUUACCUUCGUCUUGAUAAAUUGCUCGUCCUAGAUUUAAGACAUUUGAACAAAAGUAACCGGGGUGAAGGAAGUCCUUUUUUCCAAGUAUGAACGUUUCCUAAGCCUCAUCCCCCCUCCCUCCCCCCCUUAGUAAACCCCCCCCAUGUCAAUCUUCUCUCUCCCCCCGGUUAUACUCCCAUCUCUAGGUAAUCUCCAAUGCAUUCAAUUAAGUGAACAUGAAACCAAUUUCGACCCUUUUCUUCCCUUGGAGGUAUGAGGUAUAAAUACGCUAUCUUCAUGAAAUGUUACUCGUAGAUCGCCUAGAGGUAAUCCGGCCUCCACGUUAAUCGUUCAGUUGUGGUUGUUUUCAUUCGGGCUUUAGACCUAUCAGCUGCUGUGGUUAUUAAGGUCUUUCUACAGCGCAAAUAAACCACGGACGAUCUCGCCGCUCUCGGUUGAGAACACGAGUCCGCUCCAACCUGAAAGAGGUUGGGUCACAAGCAAGGCGCCUUCGCAAAACUCUGAAUUGCUGUGCUCAUUCACCUUAUAAUAAUAUUAGAGUUUCAAUUACAUCUGCACGCAUAACUUCCAACUCUUGAUUCGCACGUUGUCAGGCCACGGCAUUUGCGUGUAACCUUCGUAAAGUCAAUUUUGAAGUUGAUUAGGCCAAGUGGGUGUAGCAUGGAUAGGGUUGAUGAACUAAUCCAAUGGAAUUGAAGGUUUUGUUCCAUGUGAUCGUAUUAUCAGAAAAUUAUAUCGUGUGUUGCGCAUGUGUCAGUAUAUUUGUGUAUAUAUAUAUAUUACCAGGGAGGUUGGUGCGUGCUCCGAGGUAAGCACUGCACUAACAGGUAGGUGGAGAUUAUACCAACACGCCUGCAGAGAGAGAGAGAGAGAGUGGUGUUUUAACAGCAGCUUUUGAAGGGUGGAAUAAGACGAUGCCAGCGAGUGUCUAUCCGUCUCACUUGCUUUAUGUAGUAUCUAAAUAUAUAUUGACCAUUACUCGAAUGGCAUUUUUAUUAUUAUCAUUAUUAUUAUUAUUAUUAUUAUUAUUAUUAUGGUUGAUAAUUCAAUGUCUCAGUAUGGUGUAAUUAUUUUUCGUAUGAGCUAGCAACGUAUUUAUAAUGACAUUUAACCAAGUGUGAAGGGUAAGCUAGCCAAGUGUUAUAAACCAAAUAAUUAUGAUAUACUUAAUAUUGAGCCACAUCGGAAACUUUUGUAGCAUAAUGUUCAUGUGAAAUGAAAGGGAAAAGAUAAUUAUUUUGAUACAUGAAAAGCACGGAGGUAAUUAUACUCAUUUCUUAAAACAAGUCAAUUAAAAAAAAACAUUUCAGGUAAUCUCUAAAUUUAUGAUUUCUCGGUUUUGUAAAUCCUUGCGCUUUAUUAAGGUAAAAAGUAAGGAAGGGAAUUUUUGCAUGUUCAUCAAAGCGCUUGGAUGUGUGUACAAACGAUCUCAAAAAUCAAGAUUGUUUAUUGUCUCGGAUUUUUUAUUGAAUAUUAAAAGAUACUGAAUAAAUUUAUAGAUUUCGCA